ACAUUACAUGCAUGCACCUCCUGCAGAAAAUUAAGCUCAGAAAAUGGCAUCUUGUUUCCAGCAACCAAGUAUUGAGGAAGACUCGGUGAUAUUCUUCUCAACUUCUAAUUCCCCCGAGGAAUACUCCACCAGCCCCUCCUCUUCUUUCAAUCCCUCACCACCGCCACAACCUCAUCAACAUUCACGAAUAUAUUUUGAACUUUCUGUAAGAAAUCUUUCCUAUACCAUCUGUCCUAACAGGCCAGUAUGCACUUCAUUUUCUCACUUGAUGCAAAAGCCUAAGCCCAUCAACAUACUUAAAUCAGUUUCUUUUGAUGCGAGAGGCUCUGAAAUUCUAGCCGUUGUUGGUCCAAGUGGCACCGGAAAAUCAAGUCUUCUUCGGAUCAUAUCAGGCAGAGUCAAAGAUAAGGAUUUUGAUCCAAAGAGCGUGUUAAUAAAUGGUCGCUGCAUGGCUAGUACAGCUCGGUUGAGGAAGAUAUGUGGAUUUGUCACACAGGAGGAUAAUUUACUUCCUUUACUGACUGUGAAGGAAACACUUAUGUUCAGUGCCAAGUUCAGGCUCAAAGAAAAGAGUUCAAAAGAGAGAGAAGAGAGGGUGGAGAGCUUGAUGCGUGAGCUUGGCCUUUUCCAUGUUGCAAAUAGUUUUGUUGGUGAUGAAGAGAAUAGAGGGAUAUCUGGUGGAGAAAGAAAGAGGGUGUCAAUUGGGGUUGACAUGAUUCAUGAUCCACCAAUUCUACUCCUUGAUGAACCAACUUCAGGCCUAGACAGCACUUCAGCACUUCAAGUGAUCGAGCUGCUUUCAUCAAUGGCAAAAGCAAAGCAAAGGACAGUGGUGUUAUCUAUCCAUCAACCAAGCUAUCGAAUUCUUCAGUACAUUCCCAAUUUCUUAAUCCUGUCUCGUGGUUCGGUUGUGCAUAAUGGCAGCCUGGAAUCACUAGAGGAAACCAUAACCAAGUUGGGAUUCCAAAUUCCAUUGCAGUUGAAUGCUCUGGAGUUUGCAAUGGAAAUUAUCAAUACAUUAGAAGAUGCAAAAUCCAAAAUGUACAUGCCUGCUCUAGAAAAUGAACCAUAUUCCAACUCAAUUUGGCCCCAAGAAGAAAUUGUCCAAAUCCAACAAGGUUCUGAUACCAAAUACUCAGGCUUUUGCUCCUUCUUCAAUUUGUAUGAAAUUAUAUUUCUCUGCUCAAGAUUUUGGAAGGUCAUUUAUAGAACAAAGCAGCUAUUCUUGGCAAGAACAAUGCAAGCCAUUGUUGGAGGCUUUGGGUUAGCCAGUGUAUAUAUCAAGGUGAGGAAGGAUGAAGGAGGGGUUGCUGAACGAUUAGGCCUAUUUGCUUUCAGUCUAAGUUUUCUCCUUUCUUCAACAGUGGAAGCUCUUCCAAUAUACCUUCAGGAGCGGCGUGUUCUGAUGAAGGAAUCUUCAAGAGGAGCCUAUAAUAUCUCCUCUUACAUGAUUGCCAACACCAUUGUCUUUCUGCCUUUCUUGUUUGCUGUGGCUAUGCUUUUCUCCAUCCCUGUGUACUGGAUUGUCGGACUUAAUCCUUCCAUCGCUGCCUUUGCAUUCUUCGUAUUUGUGGUCUGGCUUAUUGUCCUGAUGGCUAGUUCUCUAGUGCUUUUCCUAAGUGCAGUCUCCCCUGACUUCAUUUCAGGAAAUUCUCUCAUCUGCACAGUGCUUGGAGCAUUCUUUCUCUUCUCUGGAUACUUCAUUCCGAAAGAGAACAUCCCCAAAUAUUGGCUGUUCAUGUACUAUGUUUCCCUCUACAGGUAUCCAUUGGAUUCGCUGCUUACAAAUGAGUAUUGGAGUGUGAGAAAUGAGUGUUUCUCUUGGCAGGGUCAGGAUCAUUCCAAGUGUGUGCUUACAGGAAAUGAUGUCUUGAAGAGUAGAGGACUUGACAGGGAUACUAGGUGGAUAAAUGUGGGAAUCAUGUUUGGUUUCUUUGUUUUCUAUCGCGUGCUUUGUUGGAUAAUUCUUGCUAGAAGGGCUUCAAAAACAACAAUAUGAGAUUGUAGAAAUUCUGACAUAAACAUGAAAUAUUCACUUCAGAAUGA
This is a messenger RNA of Populus nigra (black poplar), 2046 nucleotides long. Its product is annotated as ABC transporter G family member 23. The transcript has a single exon. Gene Ontology annotation, molecular function: ATP binding; ABC-type transporter activity; ATP hydrolysis activity. NCBI's taxonomy places the organism in Eukaryota, Viridiplantae, Streptophyta, Magnoliopsida, Malpighiales, Salicaceae. The coding region runs from base 44 to 1999 and encodes 651 amino acids. Gene Ontology annotation, cellular component: membrane. The record is from RefSeq and is a predicted model, not a curated record.